CCCCUCAGGAACUCGGGGUUCUGGCCCUCCUCUAAAUCCUAGCUACCCCGCCCCCAUCAGUUUCUCCCCUCCAGGGCAUGGAGGCUGAGAGACCCCAGGAAGAAGAGGAUGGUGAGCAGGGCCCCCAUCAGGAUGAACAUGGCUGGCCCCCUGUAAACACCACCACUCGGCCUUGGCGAUCUGCUCCUCCAUCCCCUCCUCCAGGGACCCGCCACACAGCUCUGGGACCCCGCUCGGCCUCCCUGCUCUCCCUGCAGACUGAGCUCCUUCUGGACCUGGUGGCUGAGGCCCAGUCCCGCCGCCUAGAGGAGCAGAGGGCCACCUUCCAUGUCUCCCAGAACCCCCCAAGCCUAGCCCCAACCCCACCCCGGCCUCAGGAGGAGAGAGAACAGCUCUACAGCACCAUCCUCAGUCACCAGUGCCAGCGGAUGGAAGCCCAGCGGUCAGAGCCUCCCCUACCCCCAGGGGGGCAGGAGCUCCUGGAGUUGCUGCUGCGAGUUCAGGGUGGGGGUCGAAUGGAGGAACAAAGGUCCCGGCCCCCCACACACACCUGCUGAGAUCUGAGCCCCCCACCAGCCCCUCUGCACUCCUGAGGCUCAAAGCUGGGCAGCCCGCUGCAUACCCUCAGCCCUGCUUGGCAGGGGCACCAGCGACUGCACCCAGCACACAUCUCAGGACUCAUCCUCCUCGCCCAGGUCCCCCGGGAACUGGAGGGGGUGAGAGGCCCCAAAUCCUGGGAAUAGCAGGAUGGUCGUUGAAGUCCCUCCCGGAGUACUUGGGAGCUUGAGGCAGCGCGGGGAUCCCAGCCAGGGGACACCCAUCUCUGCUCUGACCUCAGGGAGCGCCUUGGAGUCUGUCCUGAGCUGGGGGGACACCCCCAGAGGUCAAGGCAUUGGGCAGGACCUGAGAGCUCAGGCCUCCAACUCCCACGAAGAGACAUGUCCCUUAGGGCC
Messenger RNA from Miniopterus natalensis, 953 nucleotides. RefSeq names its product G protein signaling modulator 3 (gene GPSM3). NCBI's taxonomy places the organism in Eukaryota, Metazoa, Chordata, Mammalia, Chiroptera, Miniopteridae. Gene Ontology annotation, molecular function: GTPase regulator activity; protein binding. Gene Ontology annotation, biological process: positive regulation of inflammatory response. The record is from RefSeq and is a predicted model, not a curated record.